AUGACUCGACGUCAUAGGAUUCCUCCCAGGCCCCUGCGACUCCCGCGGCGAGCGACGGCUCCAAACCUGUCGUCUCCCACGGCGUCAACAUGUUUUUCGUUCGCGAUGGCGUCGCAGACGCGUCGCACGGUCUCGCCACUGCGACAGCCGCUCGCACGCACCCUGCCCCCGUCCCCGCUCAUGCCUGGCAAGCGCAAGGCAUCCCCUCAGGAAGCAGCAAUGCUGCGAGAAUACGACUCCACCGACCCGGCCUUCUCCAAGCCUCUUCCUCAAUCUCCAGUGCACAAAGCACGCUCCCGGCUUCCACGCCCUCGUGCUGGUCUCUUUGUUUACGCGCCGUCGUCAUGCUGUGAAGGCCUUCCAUCUGCAGCCACCAGCAGCAACAGUGACUGCGGCAGCCCAGCAGGAGAAGGGCCAGAGGAGGGUGAAGUGUGCGAUGAGCCGAUGCAUGUUGGGAAGAAGGUUUGUCUGCGGCAUGAGGAGCAGCAUCUUGGGAAUAAAAUGGAUGAAGACGAUGUGGUGCUUGGAGCCGAGCUCCUCGUCUCACUGUUUGGCAGCUGCCCAGUGUAA
Messenger RNA from Closterium sp. Naga37s-1, 570 nucleotides. NCBI's taxonomy places the organism in Eukaryota, Viridiplantae, Streptophyta, Zygnematophyceae, Desmidiales, Closteriaceae. The record is from the annotation of a GenBank genome assembly.